AUUGAGACACAGCCAUCGAAUGGAGGGAGAGGAGGCGGCGGCCAUGUUGUAGCCGCUGAGCGUCGAAGCAGUAAAAUUGACAGAAACGGUUCAGAUCGGCUCCACUGACCAUACGACUUGGAAAGACCAACCUAAGCACCCCGGGACAAGUAGGGAUAAGUCGGCGUUGCUGUCCGCACGGCUCGGGCUGUUCCUCCUGUUUUCUGCUCUAAGCUAGGAGCUGCGGGAGAGGAACCAUGAGCGGCGGGACUCCUUAUCUUGGCAGCAAAAUCAGCCUGAUCUCUAAGGCCGAGAUCCGUUAUGAAGGGAUCUUGUACACGAUUGACACCGAGAACUCCACGGUGGCUCUGGCUAAAGUCCGCUCCUUCGGCACAGAGGAUCGUCCCACGGACCGGCCCAUCCCACCACGAGACGACACCUUUGAAUACAUCAUCUUUAGAGGAAGCGACAUCAAAGAUCUGACAGUGUGUGAGCCACCCAAACCAACAUGCUCCCUGCCCCAGGACCCGGCCAUAGUCCAGUCUUCCAUCAGCUCCAGCUCAUCAUCGACUGCCUCAGCUCCAACUCCGUUUCAGUCCGCCACCUCCUACGGCCUUUUCAGCCGAGCUCAGGCUCCCUCCUACAACCAGUUCAGCACCAGCCCACUGGUCUCGCCCCAGUUUGGAGCCGUCGGUGUGACCUGCAGCAGCCCAAACGUAGACCCUUUAGGGAAGACCUCCAUCCUGGACCAGGCAACCAAGAGCGGCCCAUCUACCUCAGGGCCAUCUGCAACACCGUCAACUCCCGGAGUGGGCUGCACAGCGCCCCCAGGUCCAGGUCAGAACCAGAAGGUUCAGCAGCAGGACAGAUUGGAUGAGAAGAGAGGAGCAGAAGUCCAGAACCCCCACAGAACCGAAGGAGAGCAGGCUCGAGGAGAAGGCAGGGAUCCCACUAAAUGUCCAACAGCUGUUGGAGCUCAACGCCGCGGCCGAGGGGGAGGACACCGUGGCCGGGGGCGCUUCAACCUUCGCAGAGAUGGACCUAUGAAGUUUGAUAAAGACUUUGACUUUGAGAGCGCCAACGCCCAGUUCAACAAGGAGAUUGACCAGGAGUUUCAGAGCAAACUGAAGCUGAAAGAUGAGAAGACUCUGAACGGAGAGGACAAAGUUCACUCUGGACAGGAAACCCACAACAGUGAGGGCAACGCCGGCAAUGAGGCUGACCCGCUUGGACCCAACUGCUACUAUGACAAGUCCAAGUCAUUCUUCGACAACAUCUCCUGUGUUGACACCAGGAAAGCCAAUGAGAAGUCCGGUGGUUCCGCGUUUCCCCGGGAGCGGAGGCAGACCUGGGCCGAGGAGAGGAGGAUGAACGCUGAGACUUUCGGCAUUCCUCUGCGGCAGGGCCGAGGCCGUGGGGGGUAUCGAGGACGCGGGCUUCUUGGCUUUCGUGGGGCCCGGGGGCACCCUGGUGGGCGAGGGUCCUUUGGGUCCCUGCAGGGCAGUGGUGGCUUCAGGGGAGGUUACCGUGGAAACCAGGCUGGCCAGGAGUUUGCCAACUUACCGUACAGGAAGGACAACAAAGUGGCUGCGUAGUUGCACAAGGAGGGAGAUGCUUCUUGAGCUCUGGAAGAAAACGAACCUCUUGAGUUUAUUUUGUCCCCUAAAGGACGAAGCCUGUCCCAGAGUUUGUCACCAGCACUAGAGUUGACGUCAUGGAUGCAGCUUAACGUUUCAUCUCCAUCAGUGGCUCCAGAAAUUUCCUUAGAAAAGGCGUAGUUUGUGUUGUUGGCUGUGGAGGAUUGUCCUGGAGCUCUGCUGGCUCACUCCAAUGCUUCCUGUCAUGGCCGGGUCUUCUCCAUCUCACUGCUCCUUGUUCCCAUCCCACUACAUUACUGGUUUCUGUGGUCUUUUCUGGCUCCCGGUUCUGGAUGAUUUUAGAUCUUGUGUUAAUGAGCUGCUGAGAUGAUCAAGAACAUCUGAAUUGGCCCGUUUCAGCAGAAUGACUGAGUUUUGAACUCAUGGUGACGAUUAAACGUUAAAGGAUUAAA
Nothobranchius furzeri (turquoise killifish) is the source of this 2029-nucleotide messenger RNA. RefSeq names its product LSM14A mRNA processing body assembly factor a (gene lsm14aa). Gene Ontology annotation, molecular function: mRNA binding. Gene Ontology annotation, biological process: cytoplasmic stress granule assembly; P-body assembly. Gene Ontology annotation, cellular component: P-body. NCBI's taxonomy places the organism in Eukaryota, Metazoa, Chordata, Actinopteri, Cyprinodontiformes, Nothobranchiidae. The record is from RefSeq and is a predicted model, not a curated record.